AUGGAUAUGUUGGCAACCCCUAUCCAAACCGAUGGCGCCACCCAAUGGUCAAGAGCUCUACAUGACAACGAGGGCUCACAGCCAGAGCUCGUAGCCUCAGCACGCAGGCAAGAAAUAGGGAAGCGACAGCAAAGACACCGGGAGCACUCCACAUCAACCGCUGCCAUGUCGUACGGAGGGGCCAAUGGUAUCAGCAACAUAGAGCCGCAAGGAGGCGUGUCAUACGGCGAGUAUGGUUCAGAUACGGUACAGCACCAGCUUGACAUGAUAGGGAGUCCUCACACUGCAGACGACCAGAUCUCCACGGGCUUCCUCGACUUUUUGUCAUCCGACUCCGUGCUGUUCAAUUUCGAUGUGCCCUCUGGUCAUAACAGCCCAAGGACCCAUCUGAGUACCCAGUCAUCCGAUCGUGCUGGCAAUAUUCCAGCAGAGCGUUUCAGCCAGGUGGCGCGGCUUUGGCCGAUCAGGACAGCUGAGAACUCUGCACAUAUGACUCGAUUCAGUUUAUGGUCUGAAGUAAUUGAAUUCGCUGGAGAUAAUAUCUGUACGGAUCCAUCUAACUCCAAAACAUCUCCCUCACUUUCGAUUGGGGAUCAAGACGAAUCCAAGUGGGGUCUGGAUGAAGACAAACGACUGCUUUUAAUGCAAGAGCCCAUGGCAAUUGGCAUCGAUAAUCAGACUGGCAUGCUCGAUAACAGGCCGAUGAACUCGGAUUUUCCGACUACGCGGCUACUAAAUAUAGCAUUAGAUUCAGCAUUUCGGCAGCCGCAGUCUGUCUUGGUAUUUAUACAUCGAGCCACAUUCUCUGCCAAGACUGCGUCAAACUCAAUCAUUUUUCCUCUCUGCUUGCUAGGGCUGGCGACGCUCGAUUCACGGGCAGCCAAGGAGCAUACACUUGCCUACUUACCGAUGGCGACAGAGCAAUGUUGCACUCAAUUGGCACAUUUCCAAUCUCAAGCAGGAAAUUCCCUGGAGCUUAUCACUAGGCUGAUCUCAGCCACGCUGCUCCUAGCUACUUGGUCGAUGAUCCCUUUGAAUGCAUCACGUGAGGAAACACUGGUUCAGAUGCUACACAUGCAAGUCAUGUUGCGCGCCAAGAAUGCUGGUCUAUUACUACCGCCACAAACUGGAUGCUUAUCACUAUCUCAGGGGCUUCUUGAGAAAAUCCAGGGACGCGCACAAUCACGAUCCGAUGAUGUUCCAAGCGACGAUGGCCUAUGGAAAGCCUGGGCUCGAGUCGAAAGCGUUAAACGCUUGGUUUCCGUGCUGACUGUGAUGGAUGCAUGGUGGUCACACAACAUGAGCUCAAGACCACAACUCUCAUCCAAUUAUGUAGGACUAGAAAUGCCGGGCUCAACCAGCCUCUUCCGCUGUACAUCCGCCAGGACAUGGAGACGUCUCAUUGACGAGGAGACUAAGAUCUUCAACGACUGCGCACUCAUUCAACAUUAUCCUCUGUUGAUACAACUACCAGGCAUGGAUGAUCCAUCACCAAUCAGUGUUGUCGGGCUCCUUUCUACUGUUUGGAUCCGCAUCAAUGAAAUCUGCCUCUCGAUGCCAGUAUAUGCGCAGCCACAAAACCAUUCCUCAGUCAUGCCCCAGAGGAUUGUUGCGUAUGAGGAACAGGGAAAACAGCUGGGAUACAUUCUUUACGAGAUCCACACAAAGUACACUUCGUUUCUGCAGCUUAAAAAUCCGAAUUGCCUUGUUUUGUGGCACUUUCUCAACCUUCAUCUAUUCUGUCAAGUCUCCAUCUUUGAGUUGGCAGCGGGUCACAGUGGUGCCGAGAGCGCGCGCACCGCUCUGCAAGAAAUCGCAGCCUGGUGUCACAAACCAGAGGCACGGCGUGCCUGUCUUCACGCUGCUGGCAUCUAUACUGCCAUGAGUCGCCUGCGCAUCAAGGAUGGGACCAUGUUUCACUCUGAGGCCUCGCUAUUUACGGCAGCUCUGGUCCUCGGCCUAUACGUAUUCAUGAUGCAGCCGGAAACAGACUCACAACACGGUAGUGACUGCGCUACGCCUGAGACCAAUAGCAGCCAGAGAGUUGAACCCUACGAAUUUCUCAACGAUGUCGACUGGUCAACUUUGCGCGGUGGCCGACUAGGAUUGGGUGAGCCGUUACUGCCAUCGUCCUCGUCACCGGCGGUUGUCGAGUUUCCCGUUCCUGUUGGUGGUGAUGAACCAUCGAGAGCCGCGCGGCAAUUCAUUAGAAACGGUGGCCCAGUGAGCUUCUCCGGUUUCAUCUGUGCGGGUGGAUAUCAAUCUGCAAAAAUGGUGCUUCACGAGUUUGCGAGCUUGCUGGAGGGGAUUGGCAAGUGGAAGGCAAAGCGUUAUUGUUACAUACUCAAAAUCAUGAGCGACACUUUGCUUGAUAUUGAUGACAGGUAA
This is a messenger RNA of Pestalotiopsis fici W106-1, 2388 nucleotides long. RefSeq lists its product as uncharacterized. NCBI's taxonomy places the organism in Eukaryota, Fungi, Ascomycota, Sordariomycetes, Amphisphaeriales, Sporocadaceae. The record is from RefSeq and is a predicted model, not a curated record. Bases 1 to 2388 code for a protein of 795 amino acids. The transcript is spliced from 6 exons.